Messenger RNA from Talaromyces stipitatus ATCC 10500, 2004 nucleotides. RefSeq names its product tripeptidyl peptidase A. Gene Ontology annotation, biological process: proteolysis. Lineage: Eukaryota; Fungi; Ascomycota; Eurotiomycetes; Eurotiales; Trichocomaceae. Gene Ontology annotation, molecular function: tripeptidyl-peptidase activity; serine-type endopeptidase activity. The record is from RefSeq and is a predicted model, not a curated record. The transcript has 2 exons. Bases 1 to 1818 code for a protein of 605 amino acids.
AUGAGUCGAAAUCUCCUCGUUGGUGCUGGCCUGUUGGCCCUCGCCCAAUUGAGCGGUCAAGCUCUCGCUGCCGCUGCCCUCGUCGGCCAUGAAUCCCUAGCUGCGCUGCCAGUUGGCUGGGAUAAGGUCAGCACGCCAGCUGCAGGGACGAACAUUCAAUUGUCCGUCGCCCUCGCUCUGCAAAACAUCGAGCAGCUGGAAGACCACUUGAAGUCUGUGUCAACCCCCGGUUCUGCCAGCUACGGUCAGUACCUGGAUUCCGACGGUAUUGCCGCUCAAUACGGUCCCAGCGACGCAUCCGUUGAGGCUGUCACCAACUGGCUGAAGGAGGCCGGUGUCACUGACAUCUACAACAACGGCCAGUCGAUUCACUUCGCAACCAGUGUCAGCAAGGCCAACAGCUUGCUCGGGGCCGAUUUCAACUACUAUUCUGAUGGUAGUGCGACCAAGUUGCGUACCUUAGCUUAUUCCGUUCCCAGUGACCUCAAAGAGGCCAUCGACCUUGUCUCGCCCACCACCUAUUUCGGCAAGACCACUGCUUCUCGUAGCAUCCAGGCUUACAAGAACAAGCGCGCCUCUACUACUUCCAAGUCUGGAUCGAGCUCUGUGCAAGUAUCUGCUUCCUGCCAGACCAGCAUCACUCCUGCCUGCUUGAAACAGAUGUACAAUGUUGGCAACUACACACCCAGCGUCGCUCACGGCAGUCGUGUCGGAUUCGGUAGCUUCUUGAAUCAAUCUGCCAUCUUUGACGACUUGUUCACCUACGAAAAGGUCAAUGAUAUUCCAUCACAGAAUUUCACUAAGGUGAUUAUUGCAAAUGCAUCCAACAGCCAAGAUGCCAGCGAUGGCAACUACGGCGAAGCCAACCUUGACGUGCAAAACAUUGUCGGCAUCUCUCAUCCUCUCCCCGUGACUGAAUUCCUCACUGGUGGCUCACCUCCCUUCGUUGCUAGCCUCGACACCCCUACCAACCAGAACGAGCCAUAUAUUCCUUACUACGAAUAUCUUUUGUCUCAGAAGAACGAGGAUCUCCCCCAGGUCAUUUCCAACUCUUACGGAGACGACGAGCAGUCUGUGCCGUACAAGUAUGCCAUCCGUGCAUGCAACCUGAUCGGCCUGACAGGUUUACGAGGUAUCUCGGUCUUGGAAUCCAGCGGUGAUCUCGGCGUUGGAGCCGGCUGUCGCAGCAACGAUGGCAAGAACAAGACUCAAUUUGACCCCAUCUUCCCUGCCACUUGCCCCUACGUUACCUCUGUUGGUGGUACCCAAUCCGUUACCCCUGAAAUUGCCUGGGUCGCCAGCUCCGGUGGUUUCAGCAACUACUUCCCUCGUACCUGGUACCAGGAACCCGCAAUUCAGACCUAUCUCGGACUCCUUGACGAUGAGACCAAGACAUACUAUUCUCAAUACACCAACUUUGAAGGCCGUGGUUUCCCCGAUGUUUCCGCCCACAGCUUGACCCCUGAUUACCAGGUCGUCGGUGGUGGCUAUCUCCAGCCAAGCGGUGGUACUUCCGCUGCUUCUCCUGUCUUUGCCGGCAUCAUUGCGCUUUUGAACGACGCUCGUCUCGCUGCUGGCAAGCCCACUCUUGGCUUCUUGAACCCGUUCUUCUACCUUUAUGGAUACAAGGGUUUAAACGAUAUCACUGGAGGACAGUCAGUGGGUUGCAACGGUAUCAACGGCCAAACUGGGGCUCCUGUUCCCGGUGGUGGCAUUGUUCCUGGAGCGGCCUGGAACUCUACUACUGGCUGGGACCCAGCCACUGGUCUCGGAACACCCGACUUCCAGAAGUUGAAAGAACUCGUACUUAGCUUUUAAGUUGGAUUUUAUUUAUGAUCAACAUAAUUUUGUGUAAAUAGAUUAUCGCUGGACAAACCCAUCUUCACGACUGAUUAAUACCUACAAAGCACAAACAAGCUACUCUUGCUGCUAUCCAGAGACGGAGACAUUAGACUGAGUAUAUAUAGAUAAAUAGCUAACUUACGGAGUGCUCCAGCUGAUGAC